Aspergillus sclerotioniger CBS 115572 is the source of this 1323-nucleotide messenger RNA. RefSeq lists its product as uncharacterized. Lineage: Eukaryota; Fungi; Ascomycota; Eurotiomycetes; Eurotiales; Aspergillaceae. The transcript has 3 exons. The record is from RefSeq and is a predicted model, not a curated record. The coding region runs from base 1 to 1323 and encodes 440 amino acids.
AUGGAGAAUCGUCGCGCGGCCACCGCCUCAACCCGUGGCGCGGCGGAGGCUGGAGCUCGGUUGAAUUCUUCCGAAUUCCCGACGCUUGACUGGUUUGGACCCUCCGCGGCCACGGCUCACGAUGAUCACGACCCCCCUCGACCGGCCUUGUCUUCCUCGCCGUUGUCAUCUGCCCUCACCGCAACGGUCCCUUUCCCCCUCAUCAACUGCACCGCAACUGCGCCGCUUGAUCGCCGAACUAGAAGUGAGCCCUGUAUACCCGGCAUCAUCAGCGCGUCUACGUCCCCCCCUGGUUCCAAGGCAUCGUUUGUGCGUGGGCAUCGUCGCCGCUCCACCCACGUUACUCGUCGUGACCUUGAGAAAUUCAGAAAGGACGUGCUGGGCUUGGAGACCUCGGGUUUCGGAUUCGACGACGACCAUAAACUUCCCCCGCCCGAUCCUGCCUUAGACCCGGAGUUCAAGGCAUUAAACAACGCUUUCGAGGCCGCAAGCAUGUCGUUGAACAGUGGGGGUAUGGCUGGUAGUAGCCCUGGAUCGGCCAUGUUUGCCAGCUACGGGGAUAACUCGGGCGGUGCCUCGAGCAUGAACAACGUUCCCCGCCAGUCUAUGUCCCCUGCGAUGCCUCACACGCCUGCCCAGGUUAACGGCGGCGGAAUGCCUGGUAUGAACGGCGGAGUGCCUAUGAACGCGGGGCAUCAGAUGGACCUUCACCACCUUUACGAUAUGGUUCUUGAAUUGAGCGAUGUGUUGAAGAACAACCGUGAAAUGACGAAGAGCAUUGCGACUAGUGCGGAGGAGAUUAUGAAACGAUCUUCUACCGAGGGAACCAGCCCGAAUCUGCAGCAGGUCAACGGCGAAAUCACUGGCGCCCGAAUUGCCGAGCUCGAGCGUGCCAUCGCCAAGGAACGACGUCUUACUGAGAUCCUCAAAACCGAGCAGGCCGAAAACGCAAAGUUGAUCGGUGAAUAUGAAGCGACACUUGGCACCAUGGUGGAGCAAAUCCGCAACUACUGCCAAAACAACAACAUGCACUAUCUGUCUCAGAAACGCCACUACAACAACCUACUACAAGCGGAGCGUGACUCCCACCUGGAGAGCCGCUUGGACCGAGACUACUGGCAUGCGCAGACGAUGAAAUGUGCCGAGAUGAUCCGCACGGCGUACCGUCUCCGCUCGGAGGAAGAAGAGCUUCCGAUUCGCAUCGUUGCGGGCCUCCAGAACGAGGUGCGGGCAUACCGCAAUGCCCUUGGCAUGGAGCCUGAGAGGCCGGAGGACGAGUACGGAUGGGAGAUUCUGAAGGAUAUCCCAGGCAGUGCCGAAUAA